CCUGAAUAAACAAGAAUACAGCGAUCUCUCUUAUCCUCUCCGAAGUUGAUCAGGUUUUGGGCCUGUAAUCUUCAAUGUCAGUGAGGAGCGGUGCAGAAUAACAUUUCGACUAACCUGGACAUCAAACGUGCAGAUCUGGAUAUCGAAGAUGGAGGAUAAGAUGCUCAGUUCAAUACCGCCUCCCCAUCGGUCAGGGUCUUGAAUACUGCGGCAAUAUUGGCUGGCAGGGCUACCGAGGACAGCUUCUGAGUAAUCCUCGGGAUGUUCAACAAUGUAGUCAGCCAUCAUCCUUCUCAACCGUUGAGCGGGGAUCUGAUCUUGCAGAGCACCACCAAAAGCUGUGAAUAAACAGCUGUUAUCGCUGGGCAUCACUCUUAGAACUACAUGCCGUUAACAACAAUAGUCUCUGGAGGCUAACAAAAGGUUAUCACUUACGUAGUGUUCCACCCUGUUCUGGCCACGGAACGUUGACAUCCUCUGGGCUCUCAUUCCGUUUUGCUGCACGAGAUGUCAUUGCUUGAUAUUGCGCAGCGCCAGUUUGAAGCGGCGCAGUAGGUGCGGGUGGUGGUACGUCCUCGGGUACGAUAGUGAGUGUCUCACCAUGAAGACCAAGAGAUCGAGCAAUUUGAUCACUUUGGCUAGCUUCAAGAGCCUUCAUAGCCAUAGGAGGGCCAUAUUUUAUGCCAAAGUUGGUAAUUCCUGUCUUGGCUCGAAGUUCAUCAAAUAGCACUUUAACAGUGGCAUCAUCGGGUAUCUCGAGGAUACCGGUACCGGCUGGACCUUUAUAACGAGCUCGCAUGACUGUGAUUAGGUGCAAGAUUCAAUGUAAGAUGACAAUUUCUUGGGUUUUCUCGCUGCGGAUAGUGGGUGAUUAAUGUGCUUGGGUGAAACUUGUUCGAGAUGGGUGAGGGAGGGGCUGCUUUACUCUGAGGCGAGGAAUUGAAAGGAAGCAACAGGAAAGUGAGGCACUGAAUCCGUUUUAAGCUGGGUUUGGAACCACAACACGAGAAUUCUCUGAGCUUGAGUGAUAGAUAUUCAAAUUUGUGUAUAUGAAUCACAGAAACAAUAAGGCUAAAUCGAGCCUGACUGAAUCAAUGAUCUGGAUGAAAGCCGGCACCAACAUCACAACCAUGUGUCAAGUGCCAGCCAAUUGGGACCCGCUUUUAUAAAUGCACAACCACUCUAACCAAUUACGGCACGAGAAGUCGCGCGCAAAUGCACGCGCUCUCCAGGGCAGUCGCACUUUCAAUCAAGCUCAGGAAUAGUACACAGGCACUCUUUAAUUACAGCUUCCUCCCGCUGCCGUGAUUUCGCAGUACAACCCGUCUCAGCAACUGAAUACCACAAUAUAGAUUAACUUGACCAACGCGAAUAGUACGCGCCGUUAACGCCUCGAUUUGCCGCAUUGCGACCGGACCCGAGUGGUCUCACGAGCCUGUCAUGUCCAGUCGGAGGGCGAACGCGCCAGAGGUGCGCGAAUCUAUAGAAGCAAAAACUGCCUCCGUGGACGUCGAGAUGAAGGAUACACCGGACGAUGAUGUCGAUGCCGAAGGCGACCCUGACGUAGAUAUGGACGCGGAAGGUGACGAAGAUGCCGAAGGUGAAGAGGACGCAGAAGGUGAGGUGGACGAUGAAGGCCGUCCCGAUAUGUAUCGCUUGAUCCAUAAUCUCUCGACCUAUCUAUGCAGCGUUCAGGAUGAUGGCGAGCAGCUUGCUGCUGGCUUCCAGCGCAUCCCGAAUAGACGGACGUUGCCCGAUUAUUUCGAAAUCAUCGCCGAACCCAUUGCUUUCAGUACCAUCCGAGGCAAAACUCAGAAGAAACAAUACAGCUCAUUUGCCGAGUUCGUCAAGGAUGUUGCGCAAAUCUGUCACAACGCUCAAGUUUACAACCGACCCUCCGCUCCUAUUUUCGGUGCCGCAGUUCGUCUUCGGGAAAUUCUUGUCCAAGAACUCAAGAAGCUGGUAGAAAAGGGCCACAUCAAUGCCAAUGAUGCGCAGUUGCCAGAUCUGGGCGAAUUACCACCUGCGGAAGAGUCUCCACCAGCAGAGGAUGACGACGAAGACGAGGAAGACGAAGAGGAGGAGGAUGAAGAUGAAGAAGAAGAUGAGGAUGAAGAUGAUGAUUCAGACGAUGAAGGCGGCCGACGCAGGGGACGAAGACGACGUGGCGCUGGUCGAAGAGAUCAGGACAAAGACUACGAAGAUGAUUCGCACAAACGAAGAGGCCGACCUCCUAGUGUUCUUACGCCGAACGAAGCCCGCAUCGCUUCACUAUUGAAGGGAUUGAGAAAGCCCAAGGAUGAUGCAGGAAAUCUCCUUGUUCAUCCUUUUGAGAAGCUACCAGACAAAGCAGCUGUACCCGAUUACUAUACAACGAUACUAAACCCCAUCGCUCUCGACAACAUCAAGAAAAAGGCCAAGCGGAAGAAGUAUCAAAGCAUCGACCAUGUUCUUCAGGACCUCAAUCUCAUGUUUGAGAAUGCCAAGCGGUAUAAUGAGGAUGACAGCGAAGUGUACAAGGCCGCGGUUGAGCUACAGAAGGAGGCUAUCUUUUUAGCCGAACAGGAGAAGGCCAAACCUGAUGAUGAUUUCCGAGACGAAGACGGCAAGUUACCGUUGGCAGAGAUCCAGCAUAACGGGCAGUCCUGGAAAGUCGGUGAUUGGGUUCACAUCAGAAAUCCUAACGACCUGGCCAAGCCCACCGUGGCGCAAAUCUAUCGAACUUGGCAAGACCGUGCCGGCCAAAGAUGGAUCAAUGCCUGCUGGUACUACCGACCAGAACAGACUGUACAUCGAUAUGAGAAGCAUUUCUUCGAGCAUGAAGUCGUCAAGACAGGUCAAUAUCGGGAUCAUCAAAUUGAAGAGGUCUUGGACCGAUGCUUUGUCAUGUUCGUGACCCGAUUCAAUAAAGGGCGACCUCGAGGAUUUCCUCUGGACAAGGAAAUUUAUGUGUGUGAAUCACGCUACAACGAGGAGAAGUUCACAUUCAACAAGAUCAAGACGUGGGCAAGCUGUGUCCCAGACGAGGUACGCGACAAGGACUAUGAAAUGGACCUCUUUGAUGUGCCUCGGCGCAUGAAGAAGAUUCCCAGCCCUAUUAAGCAUUUGCUCCGCGAAGAUGCAAAGGAGACAGAUGAACUCCCCAAGCCAACAUGGGGAAGCCCAAAUGCCCCGCCUAUUGUUGGAGCCGUACAUCGCCGUAAACGGGAGGCCAAUGAAUCACCACCGCCAGUGCCCACCCCUCCGCCACAAGCCAUGUCGGCGGUCCCACUACCUGAUGCUGGCGCUGAUUCUGGCCGGCGCGCUUCAAUGUUGUCAGUGCCUGGUGGCAUUCCUAGUGAUCAUUCCGGGAGACAUCCUUCAAUAUCCUAUCCUGGAGGUCCUUCACCUUCGCCCGUUCCAUACAAUGCUCACAUGACACCUCACUUUCAGCCAGUCACUCCUGGCGCCCAGCCAGCACAAGUUCAACAGACUCCAGUCCCUAUUCCACAUCAACCUCACCUGGGUGCUCAGCCUCAAGUGUCUGUACGACCUGUGCAAUAUCAACACCAACCUCAGCACUCACAGGCAGGAUAUGCACAAGGAUUCGCCCCUAACUAUGGGCAAUCGGUGCCUCCUAUGCAUCAGCAAACACCUAUGCCAAACCACAUGACCCAGGCAUACAACCAAGUGCAGGCCACUCCAGUCGCUCGCAGUCCAAUGCCGGCUGCACCAGGGAUGCCUAUGCAGGGUGGCAAUGUGUAUAACCCACCAAGACCACCAGAGGUCUACGCACUUCCCGACAAUAUGAACGAUGCGAUGCCAAAGGAGUUGCGAGAGUCAUUUCAACAUGACAGUUCUGGCCGAGUUCUCUUCUUCACUGCUCCUCCUCUCGACAGACCCCACAAGGGCAUCUCCCACGAAAGUGCUGGUUUAGGACACAGCGCCAAAUAUCUGGCUGGGAGGAAAGAAUGGUUGGCCGACCGGGAGAGGAAGAGAAAGGAGCGCGACGAGCAGAUCGGGAGUAACUCAAACAAGAAACUCGAAAGGGUUGCAGCAGAUGCGCGCCAAGCGAAAACAGACAUUGUUGCACAGGCCAGUGAUGCCAUGGCUAAAUGGUUGGAGCAAUACAACGAGGAUACCCAAAAGUGGAAAGACAAGGCAGGGCUUGAAGGUUGGCGUGAGGUCAAGCCAUCCAACAAAGAAAACAGCACUGUUUGAGACUAGUGAGCAGCAGUUGGUAACAAACAUGGAUUAAAGGCGCCCAGGUAUCCUAUUCAAGAUCAAGAGGGCGAAAACUAGGUUAACUUUCUGUGCGUUAGGAUUGGAGUAAUGGCUAAAUUCACCAAAUAAUAUCUUGGAACGAUUCUGAGACGAUUUGUAGUAGUAUUAGAUUGUACUGAUCGAUUGACGAUGUGUCCCUUUCAUCUGCAUCACAGACAGACUUCCCGGCUUCCCAGAUGACAUUGGCCCUUGCCCUUCACCUAGCUGUUGGCGGGCCGUGUGGCCAGAGUUCUUUUUCGUCAAGUUGGCCAUGGCUCGUCUGAGUGAUCCAGAUUUGUCAUCCAUCACGAAGCGCCCAACGUUGCCCGCAUAAAGCAGCAAGAAGGUACAAUUACUGCUAGGGGUUGGGAAUGUGUUGCGCAGCUCGUAAGUCCUGAUCGGAAAAUUGAUGGUCGCCUGACAAAAAUCAUGAUGGGGUGUGGACAGGGCCGUGGCAGAUUGCCUGGAAGCUGGGUCGAUGCUGAAUAUCCGACUGCAUGGCAUGGUGUCAUUACAAAGAUUUGCCGCAAUGGUCUGGUCCUCAUUUGAGCACAUUGAAGACCUCAUGCAUCAUGUUUGUACCAUCUCUACCCUAGGCUCGUUGGCCACUGUCUUCUUCCGUCCAUGCCCGAGUUCGAACAUGACCCAUUCGUAAACCGCCCACUGGACAGCAUUCACUAUGAAAGCUCGCACGCUACAGACAGUCAACCCUCUAAAGAAAACACGAGAGCCUCCCUCCCGGUACGCCUCACGUGCGACCUGUAUUGCGCCAGCCCGUUUGGUUUGUGACGCUACGUUGGGUUGCAGAAGGGGUGUUGUUUCUGCUUGUCCGCCAAGGGUCUGUGCCUGAACCCUAGUCUUGAUAACAUCGAGUGGAAAUAUGCUCGCCCAAGUUGCGACACCAGCUAGUCCUCCGCAGAGGAGAACUUUGGCGGCCUCGUGUUGCAAAGAGGUUUCUUCGCCCUGUUCCGUGGCCAGCCAACGGGUAGUCAGCUCGUAGGACCAGAAGUAAAAGCCAUAACCAACGCUAUCCCGGAUAGCAGUCACAGUUCCGCCGAAGUAAAGACCUCGAGCACCUUCUUUUUUCCAGAUAUCCUUGGUGAUAGCCCAGCUUGAGGUUGGAGAGGAUGCCAGCUGCGCCCUGCACUUGAUCAGUUCGGUGGGGGUGCUAACGACCCAAGUUGCAAGACCGCCCACCGCCCCAGCAAGCCAGGUAUUCCACAAGUUUCCAGAUGUUGAGAAUACGCUAUUUAAUGCCGCCUCGGUUCGGUUAUAAGAAACAAAGAGUAAGGCGUUCAGCGCACCGUAACCGAGAAUUGGUGCUGCAGUUCCAGUCACCAAGGAGGCGUAUGAUCCGAGGUACCGCGUGCUGAAAGAUGCACUCUGGUUGAUGGUUGAAGCCGCUGCUGUUGUUCCUGUAGGGAUCGAACCAACAGGCGGGUUCGUCACUGGACUGGUAUGUUGUGCUUGAAGUCGAACUUUGAUCACAUCAAGAGGAUUUCCGAUGAUGAUUCCAACAGCACCACUGAGAUAGCCAGCCCAGAAAUCAGCCGACAUUAUGAGACUAUUUUUGUAGACUCUAUAGGCGAGAAAAGAGGAUCAGUAUUCUUUGACACUUUGCGCUGAGCCACAGUGAUAGUGCUCAAGACGCCGAGGUAUACGAGGCCCCAGGCCAAACCGAGCCGUGCAAGAGGAGCUCGAUUCGCAGUAGCCUGGACAUUAAUUCGACGAAACCGCGUAAGAUAUUGCCAAUGCGCAAAGUGUCCAGCAACGGUUGCAGUCAAAAUUCCAGUGCGAUGUCGUGCAAUUGCUACUUGAAGAGGGGUCGGUCCAGAGGAUUGAUGGUCGGCAAAAGGAUCUCCACCGACCGAUCGGCUUUGAUCGGAGUUGGAGAGAUUGACGCUUGAAGGCAUG
Messenger RNA from Fusarium odoratissimum NRRL 54006, 6156 nucleotides. RefSeq lists its product as uncharacterized. The transcript is spliced from 5 exons. The coding region runs from base 1441 to 4200 and encodes 919 amino acids. Gene Ontology annotation, cellular component: RSC-type complex. Lineage: Eukaryota; Fungi; Ascomycota; Sordariomycetes; Hypocreales; Nectriaceae. Gene Ontology annotation, biological process: chromatin remodeling. The record is from RefSeq and is a predicted model, not a curated record. Gene Ontology annotation, molecular function: chromatin binding; protein binding.